Messenger RNA from Chionomys nivalis (European snow vole), 1350 nucleotides. Its product is annotated as protein RoBo-1-like. The record is from RefSeq and is a predicted model, not a curated record. Bases 77 to 742 code for a protein of 221 amino acids. NCBI's taxonomy places the organism in Eukaryota, Metazoa, Chordata, Mammalia, Rodentia, Cricetidae. The transcript is spliced from 6 exons.
AUCACUGGCCUUCCUCUCCAUCUCAAGGCAAUCCUUUCAGAAGAGCGGGCUACUUCUUGUGUUCACAGGAGUCACCAUGGCCUGGUCCUCCAGCCUGAAGAGCCUCCUCACAGUCUUUGUCUUUAUCAACUUGGCUGUCAGCUCUGUGGAGAGUUACCAGUGUACGGUAUAUCCAUGUGAAACUGAACCAUGUGCUGAUUGUGAGACCACUAAAGGCUGCUUCAAUCAAAUACAGAGAUUUGACACACCAUCUUCCCUGACAGAUGGAACAUUUAAACAAAAAGGAUGCAUUGCGGACUCAAACACAUGCAGUAGCCUUUCAAUCUCGGUAACCCUGGGGGAUCAACGAACAUUUACAUAUACAAACAGCUGCUGCACAACUGAAAAGUGCAACCAGGGUGACUUAACACUGCCUACACCAUCUUCCACACCCAAUGGUGUUGAAUGUCCUGCCUGCUACAAUGAGAAAGCAAAUUUAUGCUCCUCAGUUACCACCCUAAAGUGCACAGGGGAAGAGAAAAAGUGCAUUGAGGUUUCCGGCAGAGGUGUGGGAGCUUCAAAUUUAGUGAUAUAUGGGAAGGGUUGUGCAACUGAAAACUCCUGCAACCUGGAUAUGACCGUCCUCGGUAGAAUACAGAUCAAAACCGCAUGCAGCUCACCUCCUUCAAACCACGGGCACCCUACUGCCAAAUUCGUUUCAUCAUUUCUCAUUUUUCUGCUCCCGCUGAAAUUCUUGCUUUGAUCUUCUAUGAACUGGCAAUCUCACACCCCUAUGCACACGGACCCAUUGGUAUACCUGGAUGGCUACUUCUGAAACACAGAACAAAUAAAAUCUGGUGACCACUUCUCUGUUCUUUAUGUGAAAACCUGUGUCCACUUUGUAACAUUAUGAGAUACACAGAGAUGGCUAUUUCAGUAUUUCUCCUAUUCUCCUGCAUAUAUAGGACGAGAAAUCCUAGUCAGAAAAAUUAGGAAAACCAAAUCAGUAACUAAAAAAAUUUAAAACUGGAAAAAAAAAGAAUAAAUAAAGCAAAAAAGGAAGGGAGGGAAAUGUAUUCAUAUUGGAAAGAAAUUUCUGAAAGUACUAGAAAAAACAUUUGUAUGUAUGUAUGCGCAUGUCCACAUCUAUACAUGCAUGUGUGUGAUACUGGAGAGAACCCCGGACUUCAUGCUUGCUAGGAAGUAUGGCGCCCCUGAGACACAUCUCUAGACCAAGAGAAGCACUUUUCGGCGUUAGCCUAAGUGUUGUCUCUGUCUCAGUCAGGGUUUUUAACAACUUGUGGAGCAAAGGGUUUAUUUCAGCUUGGAACCCUCAGAUCUCACUCUUCGUUGCUUUUUCAUAAUCUAAAU